AUGGCGGCGGAUUCGCUGGAUCAAACCUCACCGGCAGACAUUUCGUCGGAAACAGAGCCGAAAACUACAGACGGGAAGGCAAAAUAUGAACUCUCGAAGUCGCAGGCGGGCAAACUGUGGGAGGAGCUCGGAAACCCCAGCGAGCCGGUUAAUCUGAUGCCUGGCGGUACUUACAAUUCCGCGGGUGGUAAGCCUAAGGAGGUUACAUUUAUGAAUUCAUUACAAUCCCUGUCUCUUGACAAGUUUAUAUCGGCCUACAAAGCUCCAUGCGCACGAGAUUCACUUCUGUUGGGAAUCGGCACAGGGUUCGGCGUUGGAGGAGUAAGGGCAAUUCUUGGAGGCAUUCGUUCGCUAUGGUCUGCUAGUAACUGGGCCGUUGGGUCUUUCGCAAUUGUUUCGUUGGCGGCACAUGAAUACUGCCAGAGACAGAGGGCGAUUGAACGCGAGGGAAUGAAGGAAGCUGCUGAGCUCAUGAGAGAACUCAAACUUAGGAAGCAGAAGGAGAGGGAUGCUGCCAGAAAACUUCAGGAGGAAGAGGAGGCCCGGAAAGCCGAAGAGGCGCGACGGAGAAGCUGGACAAACCCGUCCAACUAUAAAUUCUGGUAG
This is a messenger RNA of Microsporum canis CBS 113480, 606 nucleotides long. RefSeq lists its product as hypothetical. Lineage: Eukaryota; Fungi; Ascomycota; Eurotiomycetes; Onygenales; Arthrodermataceae. The transcript is spliced from 2 exons. The coding region runs from base 1 to 606 and encodes 201 amino acids. The record is from RefSeq and is a predicted model, not a curated record. Gene Ontology annotation, biological process: mitochondrial respiratory chain complex IV assembly. Gene Ontology annotation, cellular component: mitochondrion; mitochondrial inner membrane.